Molecule: messenger RNA, 1644 nt
Organism: Asterias rubens (European starfish)
Lineage: Eukaryota; Metazoa; Echinodermata; Asteroidea; Forcipulatida; Asteriidae
Product: glucose-fructose oxidoreductase domain-containing protein 2-like
Exons: 2
Coding region: 209-1342 (377 amino acids)
Molecular function (GO): nucleotide binding
Source: RefSeq, a predicted model, not a curated record
GUCAUGGAGGAAGCAGCGAAGUAAGUAGGCUGAUGAGAUGGCAAAAGUAUUAAAUUUGUUAUUUUGCUGCUCCAAUUGCAACCAGUAAUCAUGUGAUAUUAAUGUUUGGACGACAAGGCAAUCAUGGUAAAGACUGACUGAGAAACAAACGCAGCUCAACAGACGUGGAACUUUUCAGAGAGUCAAUCAGCAGCGGCUUCAUCCAACAAUGCUUGAAGGAGUUGGUGUUGUUGGGACAGGUUCCUUAGCAAGGAUCCUCAUCCCAACAUUCCAAGCUGUUGGCAUCCGGAUCGUCGCUCUGUGGGGUCCAACUCUUGAGAAAGCUGCCGAGCUGGCCAGGCAGUUCAACAUCACAUUUUACACAGACCGCAUCGACAAUGUACUCCUAAACCCUGAGGUUGAUUUAGUCUGCAUCAAUACACCCCCGCAUCUUCACGCCCAAGUGGCGUCUAAAGCCCUUGGUAUCGGUAAACACGUACUCUGUGAACGCCCAGCAGGGUUGAACAAGCACGACGCUUACAAGAUGGUUACAGCCGCCCAGUAUUACCCGUCCCUCAUGUCUAUCAUGAACCACGGCCAGCGAUUUUUGCCGGCGUUCAUACGCCUGAAGCGAAUGAUCCAAGACAAGGAGAUCGGAGAAGUCUUCUUGUGCGACGUCAAGGUCACCUGUGGGUCCUUGCUAAGGGACAAAUACAACUGGAUGUGUGAUGAGAACAUGGGCGGCGGGGUCUUGAACACGUUCGGCUCCCACCUCAUUGAUAUCAUCACCUUUAUCACUGGUCAGAAAGCCAUCAAAGUCAGAGGGAUGUUGAAGACGUUCGUGCGUCAGACGGACAAAAUCAACGGAAUCCGUCAGAUCACGAGCGACGAUUUCUGCUCCUUCCAGAUGGAGCUCAGCCACAACGUCUGCGUCUCGGUGACGCUGAACACUCACGUUCCCGGACAGUUUAAACAGGAGAUCCUCAUCGUCGGUUCCGAAGGACGGUUGACUCUUAAAGAAGCGGAUCUCUACGGUCAGAUGAGCGGGAUGAGUCGAGAGCAACUCUUGAUGGCCGACAUCCAGCACAUCACGGAGAGACAGAAGCAGGGCAUACCCACCAACCAGGUACCCUUGCCGUACCUCAAGGGAAUGCUGAAGCUCAUCGACGCCCUCAAGGAAUCCUUCGAGAGGAAGAAGGAACGUCUGAGUUGGGAGCAGGAGCCCGUUGCCCUGGCAGCCACCUUUGAAGAUGCGGUCUAUGUACAGACUGUCUUAGAUGCCAUUCGUGAGUCCAAUCGAACCGGGAACUGGGAGCUGGUUAAUCUGACUGGGGAUGGAGAUCCUUAUCAGUUCUUUCACUGACACUGAAACUGUUUGAAAUAUAAAUCUUACAUUGUGUGUCAACAAAGACAAUAAUAUUGUAUCCAUUCCUGACUGAGAGUUAUACAUAGAUGAGCGUUUGCAUUGGAAUGGCGCUCUAAUGAGUAUUUUUAAUCCAAACACAAUAGUAUUGAAAUACAUGUAGUUUACUCUCCUACUCCUGGUUAAAUUGUUUCCAACUUCAUGCCUCAUUUGUAUUGUACUUUGGCGGCACGGUUGGCUUGUGCGUAAAGCGCUCGCCUCUCACCAAGUUGACCCCGGUUUGAUUCCCAUUCGGGGCCAUA